GGAGGGAGGGCGGAGUCAGGAGGGGGGCCGGGGCCUGGCUGCCGAGUUUGGCUGGCGAGGCGGAAAGGCAGCCGCCGGUGUCUUUGUGGCGCCUUCGCCUGGUUCUCUUCGUGGUCGCCGGGCGGGUGAGAGGCGCGUUUGGGACCCGGCGGGUCCGCUUGCACCGGUUCCAGGAUGUUGUGUUUCCGCCUUCUCCCUGCCGUGGCAGGUUUCACUGCUGUUUCCAGGCGACUCUAUGGAACAACCCAUUCUGUCCAUGGCCAGCGCAGGCUGAUGAUGGUGGCUUUUGUAGGAACAGCAGCUGUAACAGCAAGCACUGGAUUACUUUGGAAAAGAGCUCAGGCACAAGCACCUUCAUCAGUGAAACGCGAUGUAAGAACAGAGCCUGAGGAGGAGGUGAAAAGUGGAGAAGAAGUAGUGAAUGAAGAGGGUGAUGAUAGGAAAGCUGUGGAGUCAAGUGAUGAAGAUGCUCUUGCAGAAGGGGAGAAGAAGAAGAAGAAGCGUUCUGGAUUUCGGGACCGUAAAGUGAUGGAAUAUGAAAACAGGAUUCGAGCAUACUCUACUCCAGAUAAAAUCUUCCGAUAUUUUGCCACCUUGAAAAUAAUAAAUGAGCAUGGAGACUCUGAAGUGUUUAUGACCCCACAGGAUUUUGUGCGAUCUAUAACACCAAAUGAAAAACAACCAGAACAUCUAGGCCUUGACCAGUUUGUGGUGAAACGUUAUGAUGGGAAGGAUUUUUGGCAGACAGAGAAAAUCUCCCAGGAACGUGAGAAGUUUGCAGAUGAAGACAGCAUCUUUUAUGCUCUUGGAGAAUGUGGCCUCAUAUCCUUUUCUGACUAUAUCUUCCUCACAACAGUUCUCUCCACUCCUCAGAGGAACUUUGAAAUUGCUUUCAAGAUGUUUGAUCUAAAUGGGGAUGGAGAAGUAGAUAUGGAAGAAUUCGAACAGGUUCAGAGCAUAAUUCGCUCCCAGACCAGCAUGGGCAUGCGUCAUAGGGACCGUUCAACUACGGGCAAUACCUUGAAGACUGGCUUCAACUCUGCAUUGACCACGUACUUUUUUGGAGCUGAUCUGAAGGGGAAACUGACCAUCUCUCACUUUUUGGAGUUCCAGCGCAAGCUUCAGCAUGACAUUCUCAAGCUUGAGUUUGAAAGGCAUGACCCUGUCAAUGGCAGAAUCACAGAACGUCAGUUUGGUAGUAUGCUGCUAGCGUACAGCGGAGUACAAUCCAAAAAGCUGACUCUCAUGCUAAAGCAACUCAAGAAGCAUUUUCAGGAUGGAGAGGGACUAACAUUUGAGGAGGUAGAAAACUUCUUCACUUUUCUGAAAAAUAUAAAUGAUGUGGACACUGCUUUAAGUUUCUAUCACAUGGCUGGAGCAUCUCUCGAUAAAGAUACUAUGCAGCAGGUAGCCAAGACUGUGGCAAAGGUGGAGCUGUCAGACCACGUGUGUGAUGUAGUGUUUGCUCUUUUUGACUGUGAUGGCAAUGGUGAACUGAGCAACAAGGAGUUUGUGGCCAUUAUGAAGCAGAGGCUUAUGAGAGGCUUGGAAAAGCCCAAAGACAUGGGGUUUACCCGGCUCAUGAGGGCCAUGUGGAAGUGCGCGCAAGAGACUGCUUGGGAUUUUGCCAUGCCCAAACAAUAAUCCUGACCCCAAACCACAGAAGCCUGACUGCAGUGCACAGAUGAAGACCGUGACAUCUGCUGUGCUGUCCCCACCGGAUCAUGCCCAGCGCUGCGGGAGUGAGGAUCCCUUCAGUGGAAGGUUCGCGUUCCACUGCUGCACUGAAGAACCAGCCCUGGGAGGGAAAGACUGUUAGCAACUCCACGGUCCUUUUCAAAUGCCGAAGCAGACCUGGGAGCCCAUUCUGCGUUCGGCUUUUGUCUUAGCAACUGUUUUCCUCAUAAAUGCAUUCACUCCCACCCAUACACAUACAACUUUCCAAUUUUCUCUUUAAUUUUUAAUUUUUUAACACUCAAGAAGAAAACCUAGCAAAUCAUCAAGAUAAUUAGCUUUGAAUAUUGCAGCUGCUUCUGUUCCCUCAAGGGGGGGAAAUAGCUGAGCAUGGAUCCUACAAAGAACAUGAUUGCUUGUGUCCGUGGAAGCCUUUUGAGCAUUAUUUGGGGCAAGAAGGCUCAUGAAUUGACUCAGCCCUUACACUCUUCUGCUCAUGAAGUUUUUUUUUUUUAAAGGAUCCAGUGAGAAACAGAACCUGACGCCUCAACACGUAAAAUGUAAAAAUGUCUGUUAUGUUAGAUUAUUAAGCUGUCUGUGAGUUUCACAGCAUAGGGUGGUGGUUAAUGGGACAAGUUUUGCUAGACAUCAGUUCAGUGUCUGCACAAACUGCUGCCUUUUCUUGGAGAAAAGUGUAAACACUCAAAAGUGCAGCAACUUCUGUUUAUAGUUGGGUGGGUUUUUUUAAGGUUUCAAGAACUGGUUAAGCAUUCUUGACUCUUUCCCACAACCUUUUCAGUGGAACCCCAGGCUUCCACAUGCCAUACAGUGUAUAUUCACUCAACUGUAAUCCCCUCUCCCUUAAUGAGGGUGCUCAUGCAUCAUGAUUUGUUUGAUCAUAUUAAAGCUUCUCUUCAUAGAGCUCUUGAAUGUUUAUGAAAUAUUACUUCAAUUAUAGUGAUUCGCUAGGGGGAAAAAACACCAUGCUCCUAUGUCAUCUUUCUUUUUCGGGGAAGCCUUAUGCCUUGAACCAGGUUUGAUUUUUCUUUUGGCAACAGGUCCAUAAAAUUCUGCUCUCCUGCUGCCAGAUGGAAGCAGGGUGCACUUUGAGCCCACUGA
Messenger RNA from Pogona vitticeps (central bearded dragon), 2793 nucleotides. Lineage: Eukaryota; Metazoa; Chordata; Lepidosauria; Squamata; Agamidae. The record is from RefSeq and is a predicted model, not a curated record.